CCAAACAUUAACCCUGAAGCAUAAAAAAGAAAUAAUUGAUAAAUUAAACACUACAUCUUACAAUUGCCACGUCUCGACAAUCUACCGUUUAAUAGCGUAUAAAGAAAAUCUAUGCUCACAAUUUCUAAGGAAUAAACCUCCUACAACUAAAAGAGUUAGAAUGAGUUGUUACCCAAAGACAGAAGCAGCUUUAUUGGUUUGGUUUACACAAAUGCGAAGUAAAAAUUGCAGUCUAAAUGGGCUAGUGAUGUCAGAAAAAGCUAUGUUUUUUAGCCAAACAUUCAAUGAAGGCAUUCCUACUAGCAGCUGGUUGCAGAGAUUUAGGAAAAGACAGAAUAUAAAUUUUCAUAAUGUUUGCAAUGAAAAGGGGAGUGCAGAUAUUAUUAAUGCAAAUGAAUGGAGCAGAAAUACACUCCCAUCUCUGAUUAAAGAUUAUCAAAGGAGUAAUAUUUACAAUUGUGAUGAGGACUAUACUACCGAGCAUUACCAAAGGGCACAAUGGAAUUUAGUGGAACUCAACCACUGGGCUUCAAACCAGACAAGGAAAAGGUCACAGUUCUAUUUAUCAUAAAUGGGGAUGGAUCUGAUAAAAAGUUAUAUGUUGUAGGGAAAUUUAAAAACCCUAGGUGCUUUAAAAAUAAAAAAUUACCAGUUAAAUACUACUCCAAUAAAAGCAGCUGGAUGACAACCUCAACUUUUGAAGAUAUUCUUAAAGAAUGGGAUUCCUCAUUAAAGAAGAAAAUUUUAUUGUUUUGUGACAAUGCAUCUUGUCACAAAACAAAAUUAACAUUUAACAAUAUAAAAUUAAUUUUUUUACCAGCAAAUACAACAUCAUUAAUUCAACCAUUGGACAUGGGUGCAAUUAGAUCCUUUAAAUGUCAUUAUAGAAAGGGUAUCAUGAGAAAAAUGAUAACAUUGAUGGAAGGAAAUGACACCAUUUCUUUUUAUAAAAGAUUUACACUAUAUGAUAGCCUCUAUCUUAUAAAAUUUGCAUGGGGUGAGGUGACAAGUACCACAAUCAUAAAGUGUUUUAUUGAAGCUAAAUUUUUUGAUAAGUCUAUGGCAUUUGAUUGGGAAUCGGAGGAUGAAAUAGCAUUAACUGACAACGAAGAAGAUGAAUUUGAUCCCAUAUUUGAAGAAUAUGUGUUACACGAUGAUGAUGCUAGCUGCCAUGGAAUUUUAGAUGAUCAGGAUAUUUGUAAUCAGAUAAGAUUAGAGUUGGAAGAAGGUUAUGAAAGCUCCGAGAAUGACGAAGGGAACCUAGAGAUAUCUGAUCAUUUAAUUACAAAAAAUCAGGCUCUUAAUGGUUAUUAUACUUUUCUUGAAUAUGCUCAUGAACAUCUAAGGGAUCAAGAUUCACUAAGAAAGCUAGAGAAUAUAGUGGAAAAAGAAUUAUUUACUCCAGAGUCUAGCCAAACUCUUAUCACAAAAUAUUUUUAUUAAAUCUUAUAUUACUUUAUAAUAAUUGUGAUACAUGUAUAAUAAAAUUAGUUCAAAUAAAAUCUUAUGUUAUAAAGCAUUAAUAAACUUUCAUUCCAGCAUGG
Gordionus sp. m RMFG-2023 is the source of this 1544-nucleotide messenger RNA. Its product is annotated as jerky protein homolog-like. The transcript has 3 exons. The record is from RefSeq and is a predicted model, not a curated record. Lineage: Eukaryota; Metazoa; Nematomorpha; Gordioida; Chordodea; Parachordodidae. Bases 499 to 1443 code for a protein of 314 amino acids. Gene Ontology annotation, cellular component: nucleus. Gene Ontology annotation, molecular function: DNA binding.